CUUCCCCAAUUGCCCUCCCCUCGUUUCUUCUCCACCUGUCCAGUUGGCAAGCCCCUCGCCGCCCCUCGCCGCCGUAACCUCCCUUCCAGUCGUCGGCUCUCCUAGCUCAUCUGGUCGCCUCGACUCCCAUCAUUGGGGCCGGCGAAGAAGCCAGCCUCGAAGUCGUCGGAUACGGGUCCAGUCGUGGAGCAGGAGGAGUCCCGUCACACUCGCAGUUCUCGCAAUGUGGACGCGGGGGCGGGGAAGUCGACAGCCCCGAACUCGUCAGACAAGGCUCCAGUCAUCGAGCAGGGGUCCCAUCGCAGUGUGGACGUGGGGGCGGGCAAGAUGGCAGCGCCGAACUCGUCACACAAGGCUACAGUCGUGGAUUAGGAGUCCAAUCGCAGUACUGGCAGUGUGGAGGUGAGGGCGGGCAAGAACACAGCGCCGAACUCGUCAGACACGGUUCCUGUCGUCCGCAGUACUGGCAGAUUGGAGGUGCUUGAGGAGGAGGAUUCUGACGAUAAUGCAGCGGGGAAUGGGAGCCAACGCACCACCUCCAAUGCGGAUUCUCUUCUUCGUGAUCUUCAGGCUCAAGGGAGAAAGCUUGCUCUGGAGAGAUUCAGGAGAAUGUGCAGAGUACUCGGUGCUGACUACAAGAAGAGGUUAUCUGAGAUGGGUUGCAUGUCUGAUGACGAUGUUGACAUGGACCGACUAUACAAAGAAAUGGAUCUUCUGGAUGUGACCAUCAAUUCCAACUACAAGAAGCUCAAAGAUGUCGGUAGCGAGUUGUUUCUGGAGUGGGGGCGUGCAGAUACCCUGCUCAAGAACAUGUUGAAGUUCUCCUAUGUUAUAUCUGUCCAUGAUUCCACCACACCUGCUGAGAUUGACGAACCUCAUUUCCUUGAUACCUUGUGGGUCAAAAAGGCCCGGACAGAGCUAGAUGACAGGAGAAAGGAUGCGAAGAAGGAAUACCAGAAGCAGAAGGAGAAGCUGAAGGGAAUGAUUCAUGAAAGUCGCCUAACCUAUGAUUUUGUGGGAUUCAAUCCCAAAGAAAAAGUGGACCCUAAGAACUAUUAUCAGGAGACAUGCAAGGUUCUGAAGCAGAUUGAAAAGAUUCGAGAGCUAUCUGUCAGCCGAAAGGAGAUGGUCUACCGAAUGGAAAGGGUCCAAAUGGCCAUUGCUCAAAACAAACUUCCGACACCCAAAAUAAGGGAUCUCAAGGAAUUGGCGAUGAAUCAUGUGAAGAAGAUAAGUGUUAAGGGUCAACCAAUUAUAUACCCCCUUCGUUCGGAAUUACUUGUCGCGGAAAUGGAUGUAUCUAGACGUAUUUUAGUUCUACAUACAUCCAUUUCCGAGACAAGUAAUUCCGAACGGAGGGAGUACAAUGGAGAGGAUAUUAGUACCGCAUUCGAUAACCUUGAGUCUGAAAUUGAUGCUCUUGAAGAACAGCAUGAGCAGCAACUUGAGAAGGAAGCAAGAAUGUUGAAAACACGGACCCGAUCUGGCGGGGCAUCUCUGUCUGUUUCGUCGGAGUCGGAUUCGGAUUGAGCAAAUUCUGCAACCUGCUCUGGAAGAGGCUGGAGCGCAGGAGCUGUCAUUGGAGGAAUGAGAACCCUAAACAAACCAUCAUCACAGGAGUCUCCCCCCCCCCCCCCCCCCCCCCCCCCCUCCUAUUGUAGAUAAUUCUAGCAGUAUCCGCAACAGCAGAGGAUCUUUCUUCAGGAAAAUGUGUUCAUAGAAGAGAUACUACGGGAUAUAUAUACUAUGUGGUGAUUGUUGGUGCUUGUUAAAUAUGUACCUGCUUACAAAGCACCUUUAGUAUUUGGUACAAAUUGCUGGAGGGUAAAUGCUAGUCGAGACUUCUUUUUGUGCGAGCUGGCUAUAUUUUAGUUUUGUUUGCCUUGUGUGCAUCUGGUAAGCUUAAUAUCGUUAUCAUCAUUGUUUA
Aegilops tauschii subsp. strangulata is the source of this 1927-nucleotide messenger RNA. RefSeq lists its product as uncharacterized. NCBI's taxonomy places the organism in Eukaryota, Viridiplantae, Streptophyta, Magnoliopsida, Poales, Poaceae. The record is from RefSeq and is a predicted model, not a curated record.